Messenger RNA from Vitis vinifera (wine grape), 983 nucleotides. RefSeq names its product protein BIC2. The record is from RefSeq and is a predicted model, not a curated record. Lineage: Eukaryota; Viridiplantae; Streptophyta; Magnoliopsida; Vitales; Vitaceae. The transcript has a single exon. Gene Ontology annotation, biological process: blue light signaling pathway. Bases 403 to 786 code for a protein of 127 amino acids.
AAACCUCUCAUGCCGACCUCACAAGUCACAAUCCUCCCAAAAGCAAAGUAAAUGCAGACACAGAGGGAUCUCCCCCUCUUAAAGAUCCAAACGCCACACAAAUUUGAAUCCACUGAUAGGAAUGACACGUUAGGAUUCCACAUACCAUUCAAAACACCACUCCUUACGUGUAGUAUCACUCUCCACACAUUCCCCCUAACACCCACCUCUGCUCUUUGCUUGUUGCUUCUUAUUCACACAUCAAUAUUGGACCAGCUCCAACCACCGCUACUCUCUCUCUCUGUCACUAUAUGUAUAUAGGAACUGACAUGACUCAUAACUACUGCAGCUGCCGCAGAAGCUGAGAAUCAGAAGAUCAUCGAUCGUCCACCACCCAUUUCUUAUUUUCAAUCUUCCAGGAUCAUGAGGGAAGAACCCAUCACCAGCAUGCUUUGCAAGCCUGAUUUCCAGAUUCCAAAGCUUUCCUUGGGGAGGAUCGAUAGGCCUGGAGAUGACGAUGGUGAUAAUAUUGAUCAGAGGGGUGGUUCGGUACAGGUACAGGUACAGGUGCAGGUGCAGAUGCAGGAUUCUGUGAGGCAGAGGCUGAGGAGGCAUUGGAGUGAGGUGGGUGGGAAGGUUCUGAUACCUGAUAAAUGGGGGAAGGAGGAUCUGCUAAAGGAGUGGAUUGAUUAUUCUUCCUUUGAUGCGUUGUUAGCACCCAAUGGAAUUGGAGUGGCUCGUGAAGCUCUUGUAGCGGCGGGACGAGGAGCCAGCACUCAAGGGUUGAGGAUCUCUAGCAGGUGCUGAAUCUGCUGAUCAUCAUCAUCAUCAUCAUCAUCAUCACUCUUUGUGGAGUGGUGGAGUUUUUCAUGACUUCCUCUUUUUGGUUCCAUUGUCACCCCCUUUCUUUUAAUUACUUAAGUCUAAUUAGACAUAUGAAUUCGAUUCUCUUGCAUGUCUGUGGUUAUGUUACACGGUUACUGAAAUUUUAUGUUUUCCUCUCA